Entamoeba invadens IP1 is the source of this 350-nucleotide messenger RNA. RefSeq lists its product as hypothetical. The transcript has a single exon. NCBI's taxonomy places the organism in Eukaryota, Evosea, Mastigamoebida, Endamoebidae. The record is from RefSeq and is a predicted model, not a curated record. The annotation marks the transcript as partial.
AUGGAUCAACAUGUAACUACUGGAGCGUUUGUUCCAACAACGGAUAGGUUCACUGUAGAUGUUUUGAACACCAGUGAGAUUGAAAAGGUUAUGACUAAGUGGAUUAGAAAUGUAAAAAGGAUCACCGACCCAAUCACAGAAAGAAACAAUGAAGACAGAAACAUGGAUAGAGGUUUUCUGAUUUCUGUUCACCUUCGAAAAAUAAUCGAAAUAAUUGAAGAAAAAACAAUCACCAGAAACAUAAUUGCUUCUUUUAAAUUAGGAGGAGUUGUUAUACGAAUGAUCGACAAUAGAAUGAGAAUUUAUAUCAGUAUUAACGAUGCACCAGUUUUCAUGAACGAGUAUCAUAU